Cryptotermes secundus is the source of this 2824-nucleotide messenger RNA. RefSeq names its product serine/threonine-protein phosphatase 2A 56 kDa regulatory subunit epsilon isoform. The transcript is spliced from 10 exons. Gene Ontology annotation, molecular function: protein phosphatase activator activity. The coding region runs from base 831 to 2201 and encodes 456 amino acids. Lineage: Eukaryota; Metazoa; Arthropoda; Insecta; Blattodea; Kalotermitidae. Gene Ontology annotation, cellular component: cytosol; protein phosphatase type 2A complex; nucleus. The record is from RefSeq and is a predicted model, not a curated record. Gene Ontology annotation, biological process: protein dephosphorylation; signal transduction.
UUGUUUCUUCUCGUACAUUGCGAGAUAUCUAGAUUACUAUUUUCAGCACAAGGUACCAGUGACGGGUUAAUUUCCAAUAUUAAUGAACUUAUGAAAAAAGUGAUAUUUUAUACAUUUUUGGUGUAAUUGAAAGUUUGUUUUAAUGCAGUUAUUUAGAAUUUAGGUAUGUGCCAUUUGUAUUCUGUGUUUAGGCAAAAUAUUUGUUUGUUACGAAAAUGAAGGAGGUGGUAGAAAAUCAGCAGAUGAUGGCGGUGGAGAGCUGUUUGUGCAUCUCUCAUUUCCUGAUCUUGGGAGUCAUCUGAGCUCUGGAUGAUUGAAAACGGGCGUGAAGUUCCGCAGCAAAUAGAAGUGGGAUGGUCUGCCAUGCUUUGCUUGUAGGAAAUAUUAAUUUGCAGCAAUUUGCUUGCGGAUUCGAAUUCGUGUUGUGUUCAGUAAUCUUGAAACCGGCAGGCGAUAAGCCUGGGCACAGUAUUGAGUUGAGUUGAGUUGGGCGUGCAACAUAGGAGCUGUCAAGUUCAAUCGGUAUGGAUUUUAAUCGACAGUUUACACAGUUUUGGGAUAAAUGUUAUAAAGCAACACAGUGAAUUCUACAUAAUUAUUUUGUGAACAGUAUAAGCAGAAUUUACAGUGUUUUGUUGUGGUUUGGAAAACAGUGGUGUCUUUAUUUUAAGGCGUGCUUUAACUUUAGGGGGUAUUCUAAAUUUCGGCUUUUUGUGCAAUAAUCGGUGAUGUGUGAGUUAAUGCCUAGUGUGGAAUCUGAAGGCAACUUCCAGUAACCAAGUUCAUGAAAGGUGCAAGAUUGUUACAGUAACGUACACAUCAGAGACAACAUGUCUUCGGCUGCCUUUGUGGAUAGAAUAGAUCCGUUUGCGAAGCGCUCUCUGAAGAAGAAAACCAAGAAGUCGCAGGGUUCAUCAAGAUACAGGAAUUCCGCCGAUUUGGAAUUGCAGCCGCUCCCACUUCUUAAAGAUGUCCCAUCUUCAGAGCAGGAGGAGCUGUUUAUUCGCAAACUGCGACAGUGCUGUGUGGCAUUUGACUUCAUGGACCCAGUGGCCGACCUGAAGGGAAAGGAAAUAAAACGAGCUACUCUGAAUGAGCUGGUGGACUACAUUACAGCAGGCCGGGGUGUACUUACUGAGCCUGUUUACCCUGAGAUCAUCAGAAUGAUCUCAGCAAAUCUGUUUCGGACGUUGCCGCCCAGUGAGAACCCUGACUUUGAUCCAGAAGAAGAUGACCCAACAUUAGAAGCGUCAUGGCCACACUUGCAGUUAGUGUAUGAGUUUUUCCUACGGUUCUUGGAAUCCUCAGACUUUCAGCCCACCAUUGGCAAGAAAGUAAUAGACCAAAAAUUUGUGCUACAGUUAUUAGACUUAUUUGACAGUGAAGACCCUCGGGAGCGUGAUUUCCUUAAGACUGUUCUGCAUCGCAUCUAUGGAAAAUUCCUGGGGCUACGUGCUUUCAUACGCAAACAAAUAAAUAACAUCUUCCUUAGGUUUGUAUAUGAGACAGAGCAUUUUAAUGGUGUUGGAGAGUUACUGGAAAUAUUAGGAAGCAUUAUCAACGGCUUUGCUCUACCGCUGAAGUCAGAACACAAGCAAUUCCUCGUAAAGGUUCUGUUGCCACUGCACAAAGUUAAAUGUUUGUCAUUGUACCAUGCACAGCUGGCAUACUGUGUGGUUCAGUUCCUUGAAAAGGAUGCCACGCUAACUGAACCUGUGGUUAAAGGGCUACUCAAGUUCUGGCCUAAAACGUGCAGUCAAAAAGAGGUGAUGUUCCUUGGUGAGAUUGAAGAAAUUUUAGAUGUAAUUGAACCAUCACAGUUUGCCAAAAUUCAGGAACCGUUGUUCAGACAAAUUUCAAGAUGUGUCUCUAGUCCUCACUUUCAGGUGGCUGAACGUGCACUGUACUUCUGGAAUAAUGAGUACAUAAUGAGCCUGAUUGAGGAAAACAACCAUGUGAUCAUGCCAAUAAUGUUCCCAGCUCUGUACCGCAUCAGCAAAGAGCACUGGAACCAAACAAUUGUCGCUCUUGUGUACAAUGUGCUCAAAACCUUCAUGGAGAUGAACAGUAAGCUUUUUGAUGAGCUCACAGCUUCUUACAAGGCUGAGAGACAAAAAGAAAAGAAGCGUGAGAAAGAGAGAGAUGAGCUGUGGAAGAGACUGUCAGAGCUUGAAGUGAAUAACAAAGUAAAAAAGAAAUAACCCAAAUAAAACUGACCACGUGAUAUAUCUAAAUGAAAAAGUCAUAGAACUUUAUUUGCUGUUAUAUUUGUUGUGUGAUGAAAAGUGCGAUUGUCCGGACCCGAGGAUCUUAAAGUGAUCAUAUAAAAGUUACUUGGUCGAGAUAAUCUGUUUGAAGCAACAAAAACAGUGAGAGAAGAAUGGGGUAACGCAGCUGCCUCCGUGGUGCUGAACCAGGAUUACAAGGGUCAGAUUGUUUCACUUCUUGAACUUGCAGACGGAAUGAACCUUGUCAGUGAUUCAGUGGAUCGGGGCGGAAAGGAAGACAUCCCUGGUGGUAUCGUUGUUCACCUGUAAAUGUACCUCCAAAACCCAGUAAUUCUUAGCAGGUAAAACUGAGUAUCAAUGUGCAUACACCAAGUGCUACCAUUCUGCACAAAUUGUUGGCAUUUCCACCGACAGAAAUCUUAAAUAACAUUAACAUAUAUUAUUAUGAAAUACUGUAUAGUGUAUACUUAUUUGACGUAAACCGCUGCCAAAAAUAAUAAAAAAGAUAUGGGCAACAAAAAUUACCAUGUAUUUUAAGAUUUCAUUUGGCUGUUUAUAUAGUCAAGUCAUAAAUAAAUAUGAUUGAUAUUAACUCA